Dermacentor andersoni is the source of this 4370-nucleotide messenger RNA. Its product is annotated as diuretic hormone receptor-like. Gene Ontology annotation, cellular component: plasma membrane. Gene Ontology annotation, molecular function: peptide hormone binding; diuretic hormone receptor activity; G protein-coupled peptide receptor activity. The record is from RefSeq and is a predicted model, not a curated record. NCBI's taxonomy places the organism in Eukaryota, Metazoa, Arthropoda, Arachnida, Ixodida, Ixodidae. Gene Ontology annotation, biological process: adenylate cyclase-modulating G protein-coupled receptor signaling pathway; cell surface receptor signaling pathway.
CGCUGCGGGCCGCUCGUCGGCCAGAGCGAGUCAGAACGCCCAGAAUGGGAGCGUCCGGCACGCGGUGGCUCUUUGCAAGCUUUCCAAAGAGUAGACGUGUCGCGCUCGUCCGCUUGGAACACGUUGUUCGCGUGGCUUUCCCGGCGCUGAAAGUGUGACUGUACGUCUCAUUUUUCUCUUGGCAUUGCAUUAGAUUUCCUCUGCCUUUUCUGCUUUGAUUAACUUUGUCUCAAAGGUAGCCCUGUGUGGAGUUUCGCGCGGAGCGCCCCAAUACGUAAUUGAAUCAAGUGCGAGUGAAAGUGCGCUGGAUUUUUUGUGACGACAUUGUCCGUGCAGUUAGUGAACAGACCUGCCUUUAAGCGUCAAUUCGUUUGAAAAAGCAAGUGAACACCGUGGACGCUCUCGCAAUGGGGCAUUGCAUCCGUGGUUUCUUCUGAGCUGUCGGGAUGCGACCAACAGGUGCUUCGUACCAGUAGCAACACCGAGCAAGACGUAACGAGUUUGCCGAGCGGACGAUGGAAGGCGGAAGCGGAAACGCUGGCGGCGCCUCCUGGACCGAGAGCGAACACAGCGCGGCACUGGACUCACUGGUUGCUGCCAUCGAGAAUUUCACGAUUGAACACCACGGCUCAGGGCAGCCGGAUGCGCCUUUCGACGAAAGCUACUUGGCCAAUUUAUCCCUCGCGCAGAUACGCUGCUACAUUGCGGCCCUCAAUGAGUCCCAAGCCUAUCUUCUGGACGACAACGGGGGACCUCUCACCUGUCACCGCACGUGGGAUGGCCUGUCCUGCUGGCCAGUGACGAACGCUGGAGCUGUGGCCACACUGCCCUGUUUCUCGUUCCUCAACGACCUCUUCUACGACACGUCGAACAACGCAACGAGGACGUGCCUCGAGAACGGAACGUGGGCAGACAGGUCGGACUACUCUGGCUGCAAGCCACUCGUCGAUGUCGAGAGAGAGGUGGACGAGACAACAUUGUACUAUAUUGGUUACGGGGUGUCUCUCUUCGCUUUAACCAUUGCCCUCUGGAUAUUUCUUUAUUACAAGGACCUGCGGUGCUUAAGAAAUACCAUUCACGUGAACCUCAUGGUGACCUACUUUCUGGUAUCGAUUGUGUGGAUGACAACGGCGACACUGCAGUCCAUACCAUCUCCUGUCUACAGAACGGGGGCGUGUUUCCUCUAUAUCGUUCUCACUUACCUCAUGGGCACAAACUUUUUCUGGAUGUUCGUCGAAGGCCUCUACUUAUACAUACUCGUCGUCAAGACAUUCUCUGUGGAACUAGUGAGGAUACACGUUUACGCUUUCGUCGGAUGGGGGCUACCAGCCUUAGUGGUGACCAUUUGGGCGAUUACAAAAGCUUACUUCAGUGCCAAUCGCAAUGAUCCUGCCCUCUUCGACGGCUUAUGUACGGUAGCGUUUAAAAACAAGGCAGAUAUGUCCCAGUACUUUAAGCUGUUGCUUCUGCCUCCUAAGGAAAAGAUAAAUGCGACUGCUGACUCUGCACCAUGUUUUGCAAAGAGGAAUGUUGCCCUUUCAUUAUUUUCUGCAUGUCUUGCGGCUUACAUCGUUGAGCCUCUCUUAUCCUUUUCACAUCCGCAAUUUCCCAAUUGUUCUUUUUGCAGCUGCGUCUGGCAGUUGAAAGACAUUUACGAUUGUGUCUUUAUCUGUCCUGUCGCCAUUGUCCUUUUGGUUAACAUGUUCUUCAUGGGAGAAAUAAUGUGGGUAUUAAUUACAAAGCUGCGAGCCACAACGACAAUUGAAACGCAACAAUACAGAAAAGCCGCGAAGGCUCUGCUUGUCUUGACUCCGCUGCUCGGAGUAACAUAUCUAUUGGUGAUCUGGACUCCGUCUCACAAAACUGCCAAGAUUGUCUUCACCUACUUGCAGAUCACACUCCUCUCUACUCAGGGCUUCACUGUUGCAGUUCUUUAUUGCUUCUUUAAUGGCGAGGUACGAAGCACUAUCCGUCACCACUUCCAGCGCUGGCGGACGGCUCGCGCCCUGUGUGCCGAGCAGAAGCGACAGGGGCUCAACUACCGCGUCGCUUGCCGCCGGCCGUCGUCGUGCGCCAUCUCCAGUGUGGGAGCGGGAACAGCGACGCACGGGGACACGGGGCGGCUCUACAAGGGACGGGCGCCCCGAUCGAGCUGCAUCAGCUUCGCCUCGACAACGUCCACGGUUGCUCCGCAUGCCGGCUACCUAGGUCCGGCGCACCGCUUCAGCAACGGUGCCUUUGGGCCGACGGGAAAAGACGACGCCGUCUAGGGCAGCUGGUGGCGGGAUCGCGAACCCUGACUUCUGAGCUUCAACACGCCUGUUUUCGACCAAUUUAUCUCCAAAUCUGACCAGGACGUGUUUGUGACACUGUUCUUGUUAUGUCAACUGUAAGAACGAGAGGACACUCUCUCUCAAGAGAGAUACGAGAAAGAGAUGUGGGCCUCGUGGAACUAGCAACAGUACCGUCUGACUGCGUUGCCGCAAGGUGCGCGAUCACAAGCAAGAAGCAAACUAAAGACAGCAUUAGAUAAAAAAAGUUGUCUUGUUUUUGCUCCAAGCACUUUUCGUGAACAAUAAACAAAUAAGAACAAGAAAAAGAAUGACGAGAAAGAAGUAAAAAGAGCUGGUAAUCAGUGAGGAGGAUUCAACAGCGCAUACAGACAAUGGAGAAACAGAAAGACAUCGCUAUGGUGGUGCUCUCAGGGGGGGAACACCUCGUCUUCUUGAGAUUGCUAGUGCACAAUACUCGUGGUGCCGUGGUAGUUUGUGUCAAGCUCCCGCAGUGUUUUACAUUUUUACUAAUAUACUCCACGCCUAAACCACCAAAAUUGCUACAUAUAGCUAAAAUAAGAUCUGCUUUGCCUUGCUCCGUUUAGAACUUCAGAGUAAAUUGCUUUGCGCAAAUAGAAGAAAUCUGUUAUUCAUGUGAACAUCGCCGAAAAAGAUUUCAACGAAAGGAUAAGAAUACACAUACUUUGCUCGAUCAAUUACCAAGAGUAAAGUUUUUCUACCGAACAAGAAAGACUGGCCCAAUGAAUUGAAACCUAGAAACAAUAACAGGUUUGUUGAUUACGUUUCAUGAUUUCUUGUCCCGUGCAACAGGACACAUUAGGGAUAGGCAGUACAAUGCUGAAAAUUUUGCUGGCAGUGGUCCAGUGUCACUCACUACGGGUUGAUGGCAUCGUAGAAACCGAAAUUAUUCGAAAUGGAAGCAUGUGAUCAAAAGCAAUUUCUGGCAACAGCUUCUAAUAUUACGGCAGAACUGAAAGCACCAGAUUGUCCACCCAUGCUCAUAGCCAAGAUUCUUUCAUAAAGACCCGUCAAAUGCUUCUUAUUGUUCUUUUUCACUUCGUUGAGACGCAUUUCAACAAUCCUACGGCUGUAUUCUUUCUAUCUAAUGCAGACUAUGCACUGUACACAUGCGAAUGAAAUGUGGUCAAGCUUUUGUCAGAGAGCAAUUUCCUUCUGUUCUCUGGUAUUGUUUCACCCACGUGUGCUUUAAGCUCAGCUGCUGACAGAUUUUCCCGCAUAACUAUAAAUCAUGGCUUAGCCUUUGAUUUCGCGAUAAGAACCUCUGCGUGAUUAAUUUCGCUAGUAUUUUCUUACUAAUCAAAUUAUCUUAUUCAAAAGUAUUAUCAGUCCGCUGGCUAAAACGCAAUGAGCUGAUAUUUUUAACGCAUUGGUCGAACUAGUGCCGUUCACCUUUCCGAAUAGGGCUAUGCUGGGCUCUGUAAUUGAUGAACCACUUCGUCAUUCUCAACUGCUGAACGAGUGUGACAUCCCUCUAGAAACAGGCCGGUUGUCUUCAACAUUGGCGAUGCCCAGCUGCCGAUUAUAUGAAACACGGUUUUCAAUAAUCCCAUGGGUUAACAUUUCGGAUGGUAUUGUGAUGAACACAUGCUUCAUUCAUAUGCAUGAGCAUGGAGGUUUACGACACAAAAUAAGAGAAAUGAGAGUUGCCAUGAACUCGUGCGCGACGUUCCGCUGAUUUUUCAAAAUGGGUGUUUAAAGUUGCCGCGAGGAGUCACGUUACAGCUGUUAACGCCCUAAGUCCCUCCGUGCAGACAUUGCACUUUGUGCUUGGCAUGGCGCGGGUAAAAGUAUAUCGUCUCUGAUAGUGACAGGCUUCAGGACUCUGCAUGUUAUGCUCCUGUAGCGUGAUGCUUUAUCAACUGUUUAAGAUUCAGGAAUUCGUCCCUGUUGCGCCUUGUCAUUCCAGUGCCACCUCAUCGUAAUGAUUUAGCGUCCAUUCUUCAUGGUUGUAGCGCUGCGCAGUAUGAAGUUUAGGGAGAUAGUGAUGUUUACAAUGAAGGUGAAAUGUUUUCGUGCUUUCGCGUCCUUGUCAAUAAAAUGCGUGUUUUAACUUCA